CGCAAUCGUCCCGGGUUAAGGAGCGGUUCAGACAAGAACAGUUUUCACGAGUUUGUGAUACUUACAAAAUACAUCAAAUUAAUCGAGUUGAACAUAAACAGAAAGGAAAUGAGACAGCAAAUGUUACAUGUCUAGACGAGUUGAAGGUAUAAAAUCAGCUACAUCGUCAUCAUUUGUAGAAAUGCAGGUAUAAACCAUUUUAUACAACAACAACCAAUUAGUCAAGGCAUGAAUAUACCAUUUUCAGCGGUAAUUUAUCUUGGUGUAAUUACCGGGAUCUGUGAUAAUGUGAUGGCAUAUAGAGGCAAACAUAGAGGACCUCCAGGACCACCAGGACCUCCGGGACCACCGGGACUAACGGGACUAACGGGACCUAAAGGCAUGACCGGAGAUCCAGGACCAACGGGAACUAAAUGCAUGGACGGACUACCAGGAUUGCCAGGAGGUCAAGGAUAUCGAGGAUAUCGAGGACCUCAGGGACCACCUGGAAAAACGGGACGAACGGGACCUAAAGGAGAUCCAGGACCAACGGGAACUAAAUGCAUGGACGGAAAAUCAGGAAUGCAAGGACCUAAAGGACUUCCGGGACCACCGGGACAAACGGGACCUAAACAUUUAGAGAUAAAAGGACGACCGUUCAAAAGACUAGGAAUAGCAAAGACGGAAUAAGACAGGUCAACAACCCGGAAACAGCGAACUUGGGAGGCGGCAAACUUCAAUUGUUAAACUAUUUUUAUAAUUAUUAUUACCAUCGAUAAAACAUUCGUUUUUUCUUGAUAAUGUGGAAAUAAUUUCUAUUGAAAUAAAAAUAAAAUAUUUGAAGAUA
This is a messenger RNA of Mytilus californianus (California mussel), 826 nucleotides long. RefSeq names its product cuticle collagen 14-like. The record is from RefSeq and is a predicted model, not a curated record. Lineage: Eukaryota; Metazoa; Mollusca; Bivalvia; Mytilida; Mytilidae. The transcript is spliced from 8 exons. Bases 229 to 669 code for a protein of 146 amino acids.